GGACCAAUCAGCGAUCGCCAACGAAACACGACAGGGAGGUCACUAACACUGUCAAAGUACAAGAGAUCUUUCCGAAACUUUGCAUCGGCAAGACGUCGAUUUAAUUCAUCAACUUCUUCGACACCGAGGCGGAAAAUCAUGAACUGCCGGUUGUUGCUGGUUUGUCUGUGUGCCCUUGUGGCGGUGGCGUUUGCCGGUGAAGCCGACGUGCUAGACCUGACCGAUAGCGAUUUUUCGACCCGUGUUGGCGAAACAGAAACCACUCUGGUGAUGUUCUACGCGCCAUGGUGUGGACACUGCAAAAAACUUAAGCCCGAAUAUGCCAAGGCUGCCGAGUUGCUGCGUGGUGAGGAUCCUCCGAUCGCACUCGCCAAGGUUGACUGUACCGAGGGUGGUAAGGACACCUGUAACAAGUUCAGCGUCAGCGGCUAUCCCACACUGAAGGUGUUCCGCAAUGGAGAGGUAUCGCAGGAGUACAACGGACCCCGCGAGGCAACCGGUAUUGCUAAGUACAUGAAAUCGAUCGUUGGCCCAGCAUCGAAGGAUCUGCUGACGGUGGAAGCGUUCGAAGCGUUCCUAAAGGUGCAGGAAACUUCCGUCGUUGGUUUCUUCGAGAAGGAGUCGGAUCUGAAGGGUGUCUUCCUGAAGUAUGCCGACAGUCAGCGGGAGCGACUACGGUUUGGCCACAGCAGCGCGCCGAAAGUGUUGGAAAAGCAGGGUGCUACCGAUGCCGUGUAUCUGUUCCGUGCCCGUCAGCUGGCGAACAAGUUUGAACCAGAUUUCGUCAAGUUUGAAGGAACCACCAAACAGGAGCUGGCCGACUUUGUAAAGGUCAACUACCACGGUUUGGCUGGUGUGCGUACGCGUGACACUACGAGCGACUUCAAGAACCCGCUGGUGGUCGUGUACUACGCGGUCGAUUACGUGAAGAACCCGAAGGGCACAAACUACUGGCGUAACCGUGUGCUGAAGGUGGCGAAGGAGUUUGCGGGACGUGUUAACUUUGCCGUGAGCGCCAAGGACGAUUUCCAGCACGAGCUGAACGAGUUCGGAUACGAUUAUACCGGCGAUAAGCCCCUGGUGUUGGCCCGUGACGCCAAGAACCAGAAGUUCAUCAUGAAGGAUGAGUUUUCGGUAGACAAUCUGCAGGCUUUCGCGGCGGAGCUGGAGGAAGGAUCGCUUGAACCGUACGUCAAAUCGGAACCGGUACCAGAAAACAACGACGGCCCGGUAAAGGUUGCCGUGGCAAAGAACUUUGACGACGUGGUCGUUAACAACGGUGUUGACACGCUUGUAGAGUUCUACGCGCCGUGGUGUGGACACUGCAAGAAGCUCGCCCCGACGCUAGAGGAGCUCGGCACCAAGCUGAAGGAUGAGGCCGUCUCGAUUGUGAAAAUGGAUGCCACCGCUAACGAUGUGCCAUCCCACUUUGAGGUCCGUGGCUUCCCUACGCUGUACUGGUUGCCCAAGGACGCCAAGACCAGCCCGACCCGUUACGAGGGUGGCCGCGAGGUCGAUGACUUCGUGAAGUACAUUGCCAAGCAUGCGACGAGUGAGCUGAAGAGCUUCGAUCGUGCCGGCAACGCGAAGAAGACAGAACUGUAAUCUCCUAGCCUACUCCCCACGUUUCUUUCUCCGUUCCGCAUCUGCA
Molecule: messenger RNA, 1651 nt
Organism: Anopheles maculipalpis
Lineage: Eukaryota; Metazoa; Arthropoda; Insecta; Diptera; Culicidae
Product: protein disulfide-isomerase A3
Exons: 3
Coding region: 139-1605 (488 amino acids)
Biological process (GO): response to endoplasmic reticulum stress; protein folding
Cellular component (GO): endoplasmic reticulum
Molecular function (GO): protein disulfide isomerase activity
Source: RefSeq, a predicted model, not a curated record